Molecule: messenger RNA, 2803 nt
Organism: Suricata suricatta (meerkat)
Lineage: Eukaryota; Metazoa; Chordata; Mammalia; Carnivora; Herpestidae
Gene: CLN6
Product: CLN6 transmembrane ER protein
Exons: 6
Coding region: 1-936 (311 amino acids)
Source: RefSeq, a predicted model, not a curated record
AUGCCUCUGCGUGGCUCAUCUCAGGGGGAAGAUUCUCAGGGGAGGGGAGGAGCACUGACCCCUCCCGUCUGGUUGCUUCCCAGGCAUAGCUCCGUGAAGGCUGAUGAAGCUGCCGGCACAGCCCCCUUCCACCUUGACCUCUGGUUCUACUUCACCCUGCAGAACUGGAUUCUGGACUUCGGCCGCCCCAUUGCCAUGCUGGUGUUCCCUCUGGAAUGGUUUCCGCUCAACAAGCCCAGCGUGGGGGACUACUUCCACAUGGCCUACAACAUCAUCACGCCCUUCCUCCUGCUCAAGCUCAUAGAGCGGUCCCCCCGCACCCUGCCGCGCUCCAUGAUCUACGUCAGCAUCAUCACCUUCGUCAUGGGUGCCAGCAUCCACCUAGUGGGCGACUCCGUGAACCACCGCUUGCUCUUCAGCGGUUACCAGCACCACCUGUCUGUCCGUGAGAACCCCAUCAUCAAGAAUCUCAAGCCGGAGACCCUGAUCGACUCCUUUGAGCUGCUCUACUACUACGACGAGUACCUGGGCCACUCCAUGUGGUACGUCCCCUUCUUCCUCAUCCUCUUCAUGUACUUCAGUGGUUGUUUCACCCCCACCAAGGCCCGCAGCUCAGCGCCAGGGGUGGCCCUGCUGCUGGUGGUGCCCAGUGGCCUGUACUAUUGGUACCUGGUCACCGAGGGCCAGAUCUUCAUCCUCUUCAUCUUCACCUUCUUCGCCAUGCUGGCCCUCGUCCUGCACCAGAAGCGGAAGCGCCUCUUCCCGGACAGCAAUGGCCUCUUCCUCCUGUACUCCUUUGCGCUCACUCUCCUGCUCGUGGCACUGUGGGUCGCCUGGCUGUGGAAUGACCCUGUCCUCAGGAAGAAGUACCCGGGUGUCAUCUACGUCCCCGAGCCCUGGGCCUUCUACACCCUCCACGUCAGCAGCCGACACUGAGUCCCUGGCACCGGUCGCUGGCACUCUGCCUGGCAGGGGAUGGGCCGCAGCGAGUGACUGAGUGUGGGGGCAGGGAGGGGUGCCUGCACGCGUGCACAUGGAUGGGGUGGGUGUUGGGUGCACGGUGCGUGCGGAGCGCGUCAUUGUGCUACUUGAUUGUUCAGACCCACUUUCUCUUUGGCUUCGAUCUGUUCAGGAUGGGACGCAGUUGUAGGCAGUGUGUCUAGGCCGAGGUCAGGGCCCUGCCUCCUGCGCGCCCGACUGGACUCUCCCUGGGUUGUCUUCUGGUCGCCAUCCUGGAGAGGCCUGGUGGGCAGGGCAGUGGCAGGGAGGGAACCGGGCACAUCACCUGCAGCCUGGCUCACCCCUCAGACCUGCCCUGACCCCUAAGGUCGUUUGCAAAGGUUCUACGAGGUCACUUUCCAGGUGUUGUUGAAAAAGCACAUCUGUCCUCAGCCUUGCGGGCACUGGCCAGAAGCGUGGGCCCCAAGUGUGUCGGUGGCUGGCUGCAGGCCCCUCGUGGGGCAGCCUUGGCACUGCCUAGGAAGGGUACGGGCACCGCAGACCUCACUCAACCUCACGUCGCACGGAGUGUUGAGCGCCCCUACCCUGGACCCUGGAGAGCCGGAGGCCAGCCCUCUUGCCUACCCACAGCCUGAUCCUGGGGUCUCUGCAGCCAUUUCCCUCUGCCAGAGGCUGAGCCCUGCUCCCCAGCAGAACGCUAGCGCCCCUUCCUGUCAGCCUGACCAGGGCAUUUGAACUGCAGCCUGAGGCUGUUCUCAGACACUUGCAAUAUCGCCUGCGCCCCAUUAGGGGCACUUGGGAGGUGCUGGGGGAGCUAGAGCUCUUGUCUCAGCCUGCCUGGGUCUCUUGCCUUCUGCUGGUGGCCCUGCUCCCAGAAAAGGGAGUCUUGGUCCCCCGCAGGAAGCCCCAUCCCCAGCAGGAAGCCCCCCGGGCCCACCUUCCCCCAGGCACUGGGGCCAGGUCUGCCCACGCCGCCCGCAGCCCCAUUUCGCAGCCACACAGGCUCGGUGAGAGGUGAGCAUGUGAGUCUCUUCCCAGGCCCUGCCUCCCGCCUGUGUUCUCAGGGAGCCCUGUGCCUCAGAUUGGCCUUUCAGGUUGGGGUCCCUCUUCAGCCCUCUCAGAGGUCCCCCAGUCCCUGGUCAGAUGGGUAGAGAGAGGGAUUAACAGAGGCCAGUGUGGAGCCAAGCCCAGUGGGUGGGAAUUUGGGAGGCAGGAGGGAGUCCCCGAGAGCAGGGGAGGGGUGGCCGGCCUGAGGCCUGUCUGGCUCCGGAGCAGGCACUGCCACUGGCCUUCCGUGUCACGAAGUGGGAUCCUGGGGGCAAGAAGGGCCUCCUCUCAGUCAGUCCUGCUCUCCAGAGGAGUCUGGGGGCUCCGGGGGGUGGGGCACCAGGGUAGGGCAUCUCUAGGCCUGCCUCCCAGUUGUGUUCCAGAGGCUGAAACAGACAGGGUGCCCUUUGGGGGAAGGUGGGGAAUCUGGCUUGUUAGAGGUUGGCACUGAGCCUUGGGCAGGCCACGUACUCCCUCGGGGUCUCACACCACACAGCCACCAGGGGCUGGCUGGGGCCACUGUUAGCAGACGACCCAGGAAGGCCACACUGGAUGGGAGAUGCUCACACCAUCGUAGGCAGUGGCCCCCUCCUACCCAGCAACCCCCAUUGACUCCUUCCUUGUCUUGAGAAUGCUGCUCCUUCCAGCCCUGUCUCUGGCCUGGUCAUGUGGGGUCUGAAGGGUAUACAAUUUGGGGAGCCCUCGAUUUUAAAAAAAAGUGAAUUAAAAAAUUAAGUGUGAGUGUGAAUGUUCAGAAUGGAAAAAAAGUCACAGCAAAUUAUAAGAGUCUUGGAAA